Molecule: messenger RNA, 282 nt
Organism: Colletotrichum higginsianum IMI 349063
Lineage: Eukaryota; Fungi; Ascomycota; Sordariomycetes; Glomerellales; Glomerellaceae
Exons: 1
Coding region: 1-282 (93 amino acids)
Source: RefSeq, a predicted model, not a curated record
AUGGCGGCCCACGAGCUAAUCGGGUCGAGCGGGCGCGUCGUCUGGACCGACACGCAGGCCACGACUGAUUUCGAGAAGCGCUUCCAUUCGAUCUCUUCCUUCUUCGAGCACCCUUCCUCGAUACCCAGCAGCAGAAAAGGGGUCCUCGAUGAAAGGCACAAAUGCCCUAUUCCCAAUGGCGCAUCCGACCUCGACGUGGCAGUGGAGCCCCCAGCCUGCGAGGUAACGCAAAACAAAGACCGACAGCUGCGUUCGGGAAUGAUAGCUCACCCCUGCGAAUGA